AUGGCAUUCUUCGGCUUCCGCGCUUACCCCACCCCGCUGUUGAAGCCCAUGUGGCCCUUCUUCGUCGCCGCCGGUGUUGUCUUCUACGGAGUCAACAAGCUGCAGGACAUGGCUGUCUCGACCGAGGAGGCUUCCAAGGACCCCCGUAACCCAUACGCGUUCAUCGUCUUCGACUCGCUCCUCAAGGGAUUCACGAGGUUCCACAAUUGA
This is a messenger RNA of Kalmanozyma brasiliensis GHG001, 210 nucleotides long. Its product is annotated as ATPase, F0 complex, subunit J. Lineage: Eukaryota; Fungi; Basidiomycota; Ustilaginomycetes; Ustilaginales. The record is from RefSeq and is a predicted model, not a curated record. Bases 1 to 210 code for a protein of 69 amino acids. Gene Ontology annotation, molecular function: proton transmembrane transporter activity. Gene Ontology annotation, biological process: proton motive force-driven ATP synthesis. The transcript is spliced from 2 exons.